Dreissena polymorpha is the source of this 3921-nucleotide messenger RNA. Its product is annotated as neurogenic locus notch homolog protein 1-like. The coding region runs from base 137 to 940 and encodes 267 amino acids. Lineage: Eukaryota; Metazoa; Mollusca; Bivalvia; Myida; Dreissenidae. The record is from RefSeq and is a predicted model, not a curated record. The transcript has 9 exons.
GGCGUAUCUGCCAGUUUGACUCGGAUUCCCAAAUCGAUCAUCUGUUUCGAGUACACUAACGUUCGAACUAUAUAUAGCGAAGAAUCUACAACAGAACAGAGUCACAGAGGGAAUUUUACUAAGAUCACAACCAAAUAUGGAGGCCAAGAUAGUCGCAUUGUGUGUGUUUUUGACAUGCGUAGUGGAAACAGUCGGGCGACCUUGUGCCGCCAAACUUACAGAGUACAGCAUCGAUGUUAAGGGAAGUUCGUGUCAAGGAGGUGACUGCAGGUGCACGUGGGCUAUAAAUGCCUCUGUUAAACCAGUAAAACAUCAUGAAGGUACUGAUUGCUUGAUCAGUAAAAGCCAUAAAGGUUAUCGCAAUUGUGCCGCUAAUCCAAACUUUGGUUGCAUCGGCCAGUGUAUAGAAUGCAACGGCAAAUGUAUGAACUACAGCAGUAUGGUUGAACAGUAUCUGGGCAAAGAUUCUCCUUGCACAGAAGAGAUGGAUCCAAUUGGGUGUUGCACUGUGCUGCAUAUGCGUCAGGAUGAUUACUGUCUCAACGGCGGGAAAUUAUUGUGCGAAGAUGAUAAGAAAGAACCAAUCUGCACGUGUCCGGUGGGAUGGACCGGAUCCCGUUGUGAGAGUCGAAUGAUUGAGAAUGUGACCUGUAAAUGCUUCAAGACCGACAUCACGUGGAACUCUUUCUGUGGGAAAAAUGAUAUGUACAACUGUACCGACGACGACAGGCCGGAAAACUGGACAGAGUGCCGACAAAACCGAUGUGUUUGUGAAAAGUCUGAAGUACAUCAUUCUAAGAAAUCCUUACCGGAAUGUUCCUUGAAGGAGAUUUCUGUUCUACCCCCAGAGGAAUUGUUUGAAAAAGGAGCUGCAUUGGUCUCGAGGAGUACAGCCAUCACAUUCACCUUUCCAUUAACACUAAUAUACAGUAAAAUGUAGUAGUAUAAUAUAGCGUGUUUUGACCGAAAAUGCCUUAAAUCAAAAUUUAAUAUAAUAAAAGUCGCAAGUGUUUAAACUCAAAAAAUCAUAUUUUCCGACAGCCAGCAAUCAGAGUCCAGUUGUCUGGCAGUAAAAUAAUACAAAUAAACAACUUUGGCAUGUAGACGUAGCGAAAACUUGGCUCUAUCAAAAAUCAAUAAAAACUUUUAGCACAAUGCAUUGAAAAUUCUAAUUUGAAGAACUUAAACACUAAACUUGUCAUUUUUGAUUACUCGGUCGAGAAGUCGCAACACGGCGAACACCAACAUACACACUAUAUUAUACGGCCCAAACACCAUUCCAGUCCCUUAUGCGUGCGAUUGUAAAAAACACGCUCUACUUGUUAUAUUGCCAAACGAUAUAUGAGACAUUGUGCUGUGCUCGACGUAGUUAUUUAAGUGGCAUUAAAUCACAUUCCAAUUGUGGCCAGCUUGUAUACCGCGCGCAGCAAAUAAGACGGCUAGGUGUUCCAUACUAUAGUGACCGCGUUCUGCAGCUGGAGGAGCCGGUAACAGAGUGCGCAUGUGCGUGGAAUCCACGACAACGCAGCUGGCGCAGAUGACAAAUCUUGUUCUGACAUGCCAUUGUUGUUUUAGACGGAUUCAAUAGUGUGUGCAGUGUUCAGUUGCAUGACUACCUCAAAUGGACACUAUACAAUGUUUUCUCUCAGUGUCUGUGCGUACAUUUAGUAUUCAUGGUCAGUUAUGUUCUGCCGUUGAUGGGGUAAAAUAGUUGAAGUCAACUAACGUAGCCAGUAACAAUGAAUAUAGUGAACAAAUAAUGAAUUCCUAUGACGUAUUGUUCGUGUUCGUGUUCAAACUUGAUUUAUGGCAUUGCACUCAUUAUGGCAUUUAUCGGUUAGCAGUGCGGAAAUAGUGACAAAUAUUCGUUUAAACUUUAUUGAGCCUCGUUAUGGUGAAACUGUGCUAAAUGCAAGUGCCUAAAGUGUUUCCCAGAUUAAGCUCGGUUUGCCAGUACGAAGGCUUAUAUCAUGGAUAUACAUGUAUGCUAAUUUUUUCUACGUUAAUACUUUGUUGUGAUGCGUCUGAUGUGAUUUAUUUUGAAAGAUUGAUUUUGGAAAGAUUGCUUUUUUAUUUUUGUAUCAUAUUUUGCAUACUUUAUAUUAUUAUUAUCAUCAUCGUCAUCAUCAUCAUCGUCGUCGUCGUUGUCGUCCACGUCGUCGGAAUUGAUAAGGAAGUUAUUAUGACAUUUCAUUGUAUAAUUAUUUUUUCCCUUGUAUGUUCGUAUGCAGGUUUCAAAAUAAAUACUUGUGUUAUGUUACUUAAGACUACAUUUUAAAAAAGAAAUUAUUUCUUAAUGUAAAUUCUUCAUGAAAUAAAGGUAUUAUUAUUAUUAUAAUAAAUAUUAUUAUUAUUAUUAUUAUUAUUAUAUGUGCGGAGACUGUUCGAUGCCUCUUCCGGUUUUCGAGAGACGAAAUACAGGGUUUUCCACUCGAACCCUUCAUUGUUUUUAGAUUCAUAUUAAAGCUAUAAAUUUUAUGCUAACCACCACUAAGCCUUGUGAAAGCCGUUGAUGGGGUAAAAUAGUUGUAGUCAACUAACGUAGCCAGUAACAAUGAAUAUAGUAAACAAAUAAUGAAUUACUAUGACGUAUUGUUUGUGUUCGUGUUCAAACUUGAUUUAUGGCAUUAAACGCAUUAUGGCAUUUAUCGGUUAGCAUUGCGGAAAUAGUGGCAAAUAUUCGUUUAAACUUUUUUGAGCCUCGUUAUGGUGAAACUGUGCUAAAUGCAAAUGCCUAAAGUGUUUCCCAGAUUAAGCUCGGUUUGCCUGUACGAAGGCUUUUAUCAUGGAUAUACAUGUAUGCUAAUUUUUUCUACGUUAAUAUUUUGUUGUGAUGCGUCUGAUGUGAUUUAUUUUGAAAGAUUGAUUUUGGAAAGAUUGCUUUUUUAUUUUUGUAUCAUAUUUUGCAUACUUUGUAUUAUUAUAAUUAUCAUCAUCACCGUCAUCAUCAUCGUCGUCGUUGUCGUGCACGUCGUCGGAAUUGAUAAGGAAGUUAUUAUGACAUUUAAUUGUAUAAUUAUUUUUUCCCUUGUAUGUUCGUAUGCAUGUUUGAAAAUAAAUACUUGUGUUAUGUUACUUAAGACCACAUUGUAAAAAAGAAAUUAUGUCUUAAUGUAAAUUCUUCAUGAAAUAAAGGUAUUAUUAUUAUUAUUAUUAUUAUUAUUAUUAUAAUAAAUAUUAUUAUUAUUAUUAUUAUAUGUGCGGAGACUGUUCGAUGCCUCUUCCGGUUUUCGAGAGACGAAAUACAGGGUUUUCCACUCGAACCCUUCAUUGUUUUUAGAUUCAUAUUAAAGCUAUAUAUUUUAUGCUAAUCACCACUAAGCCUUGUGAAAGCAACCAAACUGUGUAAUAACAUUUUCCUUACUCAUGUCUUUAGACAAUCAAUAAAUUAGGCUUUGUUUUACUUCACGAUUCUUUUUGAUAUAAGUGCGUGUAUUUGUAUCAAGUUAUACAUAUCUCCCCGUUUUUUAUAAUUACUAAAAAAUAUUUGCAUGAAUAGUGUUCUCGUUUACCUUCGUUGUCCGAGUUAUUGUUACAUGUUAGCGUGGCUCUGAAAACUGGGUUUAUAUAUUUGCGUACAGUUUCAAACCAGAUUAACCUGUUGAGUCCGCACAGGCAUUUUUGGGACGACGCUCUCCGUUGUAUUGUAUUUUUUGUUCAAAGGAAGUCACUCCUGGUCGAAAUUCAUGUUUCGGUGAAACGUUUCGUCCCUGAUUAGCCUGUGCGCACAUGCAUUAAGCCCCGUUUUCCCAGAGCUAAGAUCCUAAUAUAUGUUUAUCGUUAAUGUUAUAAUAAUACAACUAGAUGUGUACGUCUCGGAUUGGUGCUUCUUUUAGUAUUUUUUAAAGUACGAUGAUUACUGUAUAGUAUUAAUUGUGUUCGCUAUGUAAUGGAUCGUUGAAAUAAAGUUACUCUUCUCUA